Messenger RNA from Chanos chanos (milkfish), 2211 nucleotides. Its product is annotated as GTPase IMAP family member 8-like. The record is from RefSeq and is a predicted model, not a curated record. Bases 1 to 2211 code for a protein of 736 amino acids. The transcript is spliced from 6 exons. NCBI's taxonomy places the organism in Eukaryota, Metazoa, Chordata, Actinopteri, Gonorynchiformes, Chanidae. Gene Ontology annotation, molecular function: GTP binding.
AUGAUUAAAGAGCAGUCAGCUGUGCCCAGAGUGUCUGAGCUCAGGAUUAUGUUGUUGGGGAAGAACAGACAUGAGAAUAGCAACGUGGGAAACUUCAUCCUGCAAAACAAUGUCUUUGAGAGCACAGCUACAGACAAUCAACCUGUUAAGAGAACUGGACAGAUGAAGGGAAGACCCAUCACAGUCAUCAAUACUCCUGACCUAUUUUAUCCUCAACUCACGCAUGAUCAGCUCUCAGUGGCAGUGAAAGAGUGUGUGUCCCUGUCUGCUCCAGGACCUCAUGUGUUUAUACUGGUGCUGCAGCCUGACAGUUUCACAGAGGAGGACAGACACAGAAUGGACAGAGUUAUCAGUUCUUUCUCUGAUGAGGGUUAUAAUCACGCCAUUGUUCUUACCAUGAGUAAUCUGGUAAAAGGCACAAGUGUGGAUCCACAGGAGGACAAAAAUCCCAUAGAAGAGACCAUUUCAAAAUGUGGUGGCAGACACUUUAUGCUCAUUGAUGAGAUCAGUCCUGUUUCUCUGAUAGAGAUGAUAGAUCAGGUUGUGGAAGGAAAUGGAGGGGAAUAUAUUGCAUGUUGUGAUUAUGAGGAUGCACCACAGACCACAAAAGAGGAAACGAAUCAACUAAGAACAAGGGGGCAGGAAUUGACCAAACAUCAACUGUCUGACAAAACUACACGAGAAACUGAGCCUAAACAUGACCUUCCAAGACUGAACCUGGUGUUGUGUGGGUGUGUUGGAUCAGUGAAGAUCUCCAUAUCAGAGUUCAUACUGGGCCAGAGAGAGUCCAGUCCAGAGUCCAGCUCAGUGUGUGUGAGGAGGGAAGGAGAAGUGUGUGGACGCCUGCUCACCCUGGUGGAAAUGCCAGCUCUGUAUAACACUCAGCUCUCAGAGGAGGAAGUGAUGCGUGAGACUCUCCGCUGUGUCUCUCUCUGUGAUCCUGGAGUCCAUGCUUUCCUCCUGGUCAUUCCUGAGGGCUUCCUCACUGAUGAAGACAAAGGAGAAAUGCAGAAGAUUCAGACAGUAUUCAGCUCAAGAGUCAAUGAUUACACCAUGGUCCUGAUCAAUCAGAAACCUGGACAGGAAGUGACAGAAUUAGAUGAAACAUCUCAGACCAUCAUCAGAUCCUGCAGAGGAGGACAUCAGUUCUUAGGUUCCAGUUCACAGGUGUCAGAGUUACUGAAGAGUGUUGACAAACUGGUGGAACAGAAUGGAGGAAGUCAUUACACAACAGUCAUGUACCUGGAAACACAACUGAAUAGAUAUCAGAUGGAAGCAGGAGAGAUGAAGAGGAAAAUCAAUAUUCUGGAGGAAAAGAUUAAGUAUCUUUCAGACUCAAUGAGAAUAGUGCUGUUGGGGAAGACUGGUGUUGGGAAGAGUGCCACAGGAAACACCAUCCUGGGGAAAGAAGAUGUUUUUAAAGAACUACUCUCUUCCUCCUCUGUUACCAGUCAGUGUCAGACAGAGACAGCUGAAGUCAGUGGAAGACAGAUAACAGUGAUUGACACACCAGGACUGUUUGAUACUAAUGUUCCUAAUGAAGAUAUUAAGAAAGAGGUCGCUAAAUGUAUCACCAUGGCAACACCAGGACCACAUGUGUUUCUACUGGUCAUAAGACUGGGACGCUUCACAGAAGAGGAGAAAAAUGCAGUGAAGAUCAGUCAAGAAAUGUUUGGAGAAACAUCCAGAAUGUACACAAUGAUACUGUUCACUGGAGGAGACAACUUGAAGAAAAUAAGCAUUAAGGACUUCAUUAAGGGGUCAAGAGAAAUGCAUAACAUCAUUCAACAGUGUGGUAACAGAUACCAUGUGUUUAACAACAAUGACUCUGAUAACAGAACUCAGGUUGUGGAACUCCUGAAGAAGAUAGACACCAUGGUGUCAGUGAAUGGAGGGAGUUACUACACUAAUGAGAUGUUCCAACAGGCAGAGGAAGCUCUCCAAGAGGAACAACAGAGAAUACUGAGAGGGAGAGAGGAGGAGAUAGAGAGAGAGAAAGAAGAACUGAAGGCCAAACAUGAAGAAGAGUUAGAGAGAAUGAGGAAGACUAUUGAUGAGGAAAGGAAGAAACAGGAUGAAGAGAGAAAAAGAAGGGAAAUGGAAUUUAGCAGAAAGGAAGAACAAAUAAGAACAGAGAUGCGUGAAAGAGAAGAAAGAGGAGGGAGUGCCCCUCGCGGUUCAGCCAACCGGACGCGGAGCGCCAACAUUUAA